AUAGCCGCAAAUUUAAAGUAAAACAAAUUCGUAAUUAAAUUAAAAAAAAAAGAUGAAAAAAUUUCUAAUAAUAUUUAUAUUGGUGGCUUUAUUCGGUCUAAAUUUUGGAGCCGUUGUUGUACGUUUGAAUGAUAAUAAAUUGCAUCCGUAUGUAACAAGAUCAAAUCAUAUAUUGAUGGAGGAUAUCGACAAAAGUCAAUGGACUGAUGAAGGUAUAAACACUUCUGAAGAGUCCAUUAACUGGCAUUUAUUGAACAAAAUCUCCAAUGAACAAGGCGAUGGCUUAAACACAUUCUUGGUUAAGUUGUUCCUUGAACAAAUUAACUCAUCAAUUAAGCAAUUAAGCGAAGAGGGAAAUAUUUCAACAAAUAGGCAUAAUCUGAAACGUGACAUACCCGAUGUAGAACGAUGUGGUUGCAAUCAGGUCUCUAAUGAAGGCUCCCAAAAACACGAUUUAUAUAUGGAAUAUAAGUUGAAAAAACCCCGUCACAAACGUGAAUAUCAAACGCUUCCACAAGGGGACAGAUUUGAGCGUACAAAAAGACGACCUGGUAGAUCGAUAAAUGAUUCACCUGAUAAAAAGUCAACCUGCGGAUGUCACGCUAAGAUUGUUAGUCCUGAAAGCGCCGAUAAAUCAGAUGAAAAAAUAAAUUUGCAGCAAGAAAAAGCGAGAAGACGUAGAUCGAACGAUAAAUCUUCCGAAGAAAAUUCAUCCGAAGAAAUGAAAGUCGUAGUUAAAAUUGAUGAUAAGCCAGAUGAAGUUAAAUUGGAACCAAAAGAAAAUUUAAGAAAGCGUAGAUCAUGUGACAAGUCUUCUGAAGAGGAUUCGUCCGAAGAAAAGAAAGUAGUAGUUAAAGUAGAUGAUAAGCCAGAUGAAGUUAUAUUGGAACCGAAAGAAAAUUCAAGGAAGCGAAGAUCAACUCUCAAGUCGUCCGAAGAGGGGUCAACAGAAGAAAGGAAAAGCGUAGUUAAAAUUGAUGAUAAGCCAGACGAGGUUAAAUUGGAACCAAAAGAAAAUUUAAGAAAACGUAGAUCGUGUGACAAAUCCUCUGAAGAGGAUUCAUUCGAAGAAACGAAAGGAGUAGUUAAAGUUGAUGAUAAGCCAGACGAAGUUAAAUUGGAACCGAAAGAAAAUUCAAGGAAGCGGAGAUCAACCCUCAAGUCUUCCGACGAGGGGUCAACAGAAGAAAGGAAAAGCGUAGUUAAAAUUGAUGAUAAGCCAGACGAGGUUAAAUUGGAACCAAAAGAAAAUUUAAGAAAGCGUAGAUCGCCCGACAAGUCUUCUGAAGAGGAUUCGUCCGAAGAAAUAAAAGUCGUAGUUAAAGUUGAUGAUAAGCUAGAUGAAGUUAAACUGGAACCAAAAGAAAAUUCAAGAAAGCGUAGAUCGUGUGACAAAUCUUCCGAAGAGGAUUCGGCCGAAGAAACGAAAGUUGUACUUAAAGUUGACGAUAAGCCAGACGAAGUUAAGCUGGAACCAAAAGGAAAUUCAAGAAAGCGUAGAUCGUGUGAUGAUUCUUUAGACGACGAUUCGUGUGGAGGUGAGUUUGUGUGGGAAUCAAGAAAGCGUAGAUCAACACAUAAACCGUCUGGAGAAAAUUCUUCAGAAGAUCCAAAAGUUGCCGUAAGUAAGGUGGAAAACAGAGCCUCGCCUGAAGCAUUGCCCAAACGGCUUAGUUCGAAUGACGUUUUAUCCAUCGAGAUCCUUUCGAAGGAGCAAAAGCGGAACUUACAUGAACUUCUUAUAGCAGAUUUUGACGCUUACAAAUUAAAAGUUUCUCAACAGAAAAAUAACAGGAGCGAAAAUUUAUCAACCGAGACGAAAUCAGGUGACCUGUCGAACACUUAUAUUAGCGGCAAUUCUGCUACGCCGGAUAACUUUGCAGAUGAUUAUGUACAAGGCUGUGAAGGAUAUGACCAAAAUUUCAGCGAGGCUAACGAAACCACAUACAAUGAUGAUAGCGAAAACAAAGCUGACAAAAAAUAAUUUUACGUCUGCUGUUAUGUGAAGGGAAAAGGAAAAAUCGAUGAGAAAAACAGUAGCAAACUAAUUUUGGAUAUGCGUAGACAUUGAUUGCAUAUUGAUCUUAAUAUAAGGAAGAUAUGCCCUAUAAGUAAACUUAUUGUUUUUUCAGUAUGCAAGAUCACUAUAUAAUAAAAUAUUAAUGCUUCAAUUCAAAGGGUUAUCUGUCGAUAAUAGCAAAGAUCAAUUCUUGCGAAUUGUGGCGUUGUAAUCUUUCCCGAUCGACAUUGAUCAAUUCUCAAGUGAUAAGAAUUGUAUGACAGGCAGUAGGAAUUUUUGAAAAUAUUUAAAUAAUAUUUAUUCUUCUUCUUUCUUACAAAUUGCGCAGUGUUUUGUUUUUGUGUUUUUUCUUAUAGAAAAAUGGAAAAUAAAUUUAGUUUUGCUCAUGAUACUGUCACACA
Messenger RNA from Glossina fuscipes, 2421 nucleotides. Its product is annotated as enolase-phosphatase E1-like. The transcript has a single exon. The coding region runs from base 53 to 1984 and encodes 643 amino acids. Lineage: Eukaryota; Metazoa; Arthropoda; Insecta; Diptera; Glossinidae. The record is from RefSeq and is a predicted model, not a curated record.